Punica granatum (pomegranate) is the source of this 2089-nucleotide messenger RNA. Lineage: Eukaryota; Viridiplantae; Streptophyta; Magnoliopsida; Myrtales; Lythraceae. The record is from RefSeq and is a predicted model, not a curated record.
CUUCUAUCGUGAUCACGAGAACAUCCACAUUGAUCAGCAACGUUCAGAUUCCAUUAUCCUCAUGAAGUUCCUAGGUCGAGCAUAUGGAGCUCAUCUUUGACUCACAAGCAGAGCUGAAUUCAUCAUUCAAGUUGAUCCGAACUUCACCUGACUACCGAAUCAUAACAAGGUAAAAGAGAACAUGCCGUCGAGGACUUCACUUCCCUGGCACGUGCCCACGUGUCAGCACGUGGGAACCCAUCCAAUGGAAAUCACUACAUUUUCACUCUCCCCCCACACCUCUCCUCUCCUCUGCUCUCCUCCCCCCUUUCAAAAACAAAAAAUCUAGAAUUUAACAACCGCCCAGGUCGGCUGACAUAGAAAAGCUGUAAAGCCCCCAUCCUCCUUUUGCCACGUGUCUCUCUAACACUCGGUGAGUGAGGAGAAGAUAUAAAGAAACGGCGGCCGUCCUUUAGCCACAAAAGCAAAGGAAACACUUCCUUGCACUAAGUGCCAACCAUAUAAAAUUAUGCUCCACUUCCCUUCAAACCUUCCUAUUCACCAAACUUUGUUCGCAUUCAUAUAAAUAUUGUUCUCAUAUAAUACUUAUACAUUUAUAGCAAAGACCCACCUAAGCUCCAAUCAAGCAACUUGUUCUUAGCACUUGCCCUUCCCACCUCCACCUUCCCCCCCCCAAAUGAUGAGCUGGACCAGGGGUCAGCCCAUUGGCCGAGGCUCAACCGCAGUUGUAUCGACCGCUACGGCUCACGAGUCAAAUGAAGUGUUUGCCGUCAAGUCUGCAGAGCUCGCUAGGUCCGAAUUCCUCGUCAAGGAGCAGAUGAUCAUGGCUUGCAUGAAUUGCCCUCAAAUUGUGUCCUACAAGGGAUGGGACAUCAGCUGCGAGGGAGGGACGACGCCCAUGUACAACCUCUGGAUGGAGUAUGCGCCACAUGGCACGGUUGCAGAUGCGGUUCGCCUUAGGGGCGGGUCUCUUCACGAAGAUGAGAUACGAUCCUAUGCACACCAGAUUCUGCUCGGCUUGGAUUACCUGCAUUCCAUGGGAAUAGUACAUUGUGACAUUAAAGGCCAAAACAUCCUGUUGACUGACCAGGGGGCCAAGAUUGCCGACUUCGGGUGUGCCAAGUGGGCUGAAAAGAAGGCAGCCCCAGCUGCCGGCACGCCGUUGUUCUUGGCCCCAGAGGUAGCACGAUGGGAGCAGCAGGGAUUCCCGGCUGAUGUGUGGGCGGUCGGAUGCACAGUCAUCGAGAUGGCCACGGGCAGGGUUGCCUGGCCUGAUGUAACUGAUCCGGUCUCGGUCCUUUACCGGAUAGGAUUCUCGAAUGAUGUUCCAGAGAUUCCGGAAAUCAUGUCCAAGCAAGGUAAGGACUUCUUGAGCAAGUGCCUCAGGAGAGAUCCCUUAGAGAGGUGGACAGUGCAGGAGCUUCUCAAACAUCCUUUCUUCGAGGAAUCUGUUUCUGUUUCUGUUUUGAAGAGACCUGGUCAUCCCUAUGAUAAUUCUCCGACAAGCGUGCUUCAUCAAGGGAUUUGGUUUGAAUCAGAAACAGAGGAGGCAAAGCCGAAUGUUCCAGGCGAGUUUGCAGGAAGUUCUGCGGAUUCUCCCAUAGAGAGGAUCAAGAAAUUGAGUAAAGUCAGUGGAUAUAACGAGAUGCUCGGAUGGGAAUUGGAUGAGAAUUGGGUCACUGUGAGAGGCAGCAGCGACAGUGGAUCAUUGAGCAUGGAUGAGCCAACAAUGGCGAGUUCGGAGACGACGACUUCACAUUGUCGGAACUGUGGCUUGCUUGAUUCAAUCGAAUCUGCUCAAAUUUCUAGCGGAAGAGAGAGUAACAACACUACCAUCAACAACCAUAGCAGCAGCAGUACCAGCAGCUAUGAUAGAAAAGAUUUAACUGUGGCAUCGAGACGUAAAUUCAAUGUCCAAUGUGUGCUUGUCUUGUUGAACCUGAUCAUUGGCAAAACGAAAUUGAAUGAUUCUUUAAUGUUUCAACCCUUCUUUGUUGGUAUAAUAAUUCACCCUCUGUUCUCUUUGGGUUUGAUUAGCUUCGAUCACAAUUUGGAUCCCUUCCGAGGCCUAUCCGAGGCCCAUGCAUAG